Neocloeon triangulifer is the source of this 1304-nucleotide messenger RNA. RefSeq lists its product as uncharacterized. The transcript is spliced from 2 exons. Bases 672 to 1304 code for a protein of 210 amino acids. NCBI's taxonomy places the organism in Eukaryota, Metazoa, Arthropoda, Insecta, Ephemeroptera, Baetidae. The record is from RefSeq and is a predicted model, not a curated record.
UUUUUUUUAGAAUAGAAAAAAAUAACGUAGUUAUCAAUAUCAUUUUAUGAAUUAAAUAAAAUUUGGAGCUUAAUUUAAAUUUUUUCACUAAGAAUAUUUUAUUAUUAUUAUUUAUUUUCCUGCUCAAAAUAAUUAUACUCAUAAGGUAAAUUUGAGCUCUUUUAUUAUAAGAUAUAACAAAAUUAUUAAAAUAAAUGUAAGCAAAUAAAUUUUGCACAUCAAUUAAAAAAUUUAUUAAAUAAAAAAUUUUAAAAUUAAAAAUCUUCAUUAAAAAAAAUAUCUUAAAUUUCAAAGGACUAAAAAAAUAGUUUAAAUAAUUUAAUUAAAAUUUUUUUAUAGGAAAUAAUUUUAUAAAAAUAAAUGAAAAGUAAACUUAAUGCAAUGCAUAUGAUAAAGAAUAUGAUCUAAAAAUUGCAUUGCAACAAUGUCAUUUUUGUAAAAUUUAAAAUUGGCUACAAUGGAUUUAUCUCAAUGAUGAAAAAAUGGACUGUUGAAAAUUCAUUUUAAACAACCUCUGCUCUGGGGUAAGUUUUCCCUUGCGAAUCUAAAAGAAUUAUUUGAAUUUUGACUAAAAAUUUCCUCGCCACCAGACUUUAAACGUGCGCAAUUGGACUGCAGAAUUCUGAGAAGCGCCAGACAACUGUAAAAAAGGUUCUGGUGAUCGUGGUCCAAUGGCCGCGCCCAUCAACUACCCUUGGCACAUCCCUUACCAGCAGAUGGACAAUGGUGGCCUAAAUGUGAUCAGCGCAGCACAUCGAACAACCAAGUUCUGGAAAUUUGCAACAACACAUGGCUCUGAUUGCGCCCUGUGCCCCUAUUUUUCAGAUUCCAUGAAGUUCAGCAACUGGAACUGGAAUGCAGAAUUGAGGCAAAAGAGGUGUUUCAAAAACCGAGGUCCAUUCGCCGCAGCCUUCAAUAAAAAACCAGCAGCUGGGCAUUGGAGGCCCAAACGUCAGCAACGUCCCUUUUGGCCCGUGAACCACGUUGUAGGUUUUGGAGCGCCAAAUGCCAUCAGCGGAUGCCUCCAACAGGGCAUAUUCAUCCCGGGUGUCGCCCAGGCCGCUCCCAUCUACGGCCCCCUUCCUGAGAACCAGGUUUUCGGUGAUGGAGCUCCGAAUGCCAUCAGCGGAUGCCUCCAGCAGGGCAUAUUCAUCCCGGGUGUCGCCCAGGCCGCUCCCAUCUACGGCCCCCUUCCUGAGAACCAGGUUUUCGGUGAUGGAGCUCCGAAUGCCAUCAGCGGAUGCCUCCAGCAGGGCAUAUUCAUCCCGGGUGUCGCCCAGGCCGCUCCCAUCAACGGCCCUUGA